AUGCUUGGAGACCUGACCAUGGCGCGCCGCCACGGCCACGCGCCGCUCCCGCCGGACAGCUCAUUUCCCCGCCGGCCGUCGCACGAGAGCUUUGGGAAGGGCCACGCGCCGGCUCGAGGCCUGCUGGCAACUGUGCUGGCCGCGGUAAAAGGCGUCCUGCAGACGACGGUGUGCACCAUCCGACGGCCGAAAGAGUCGUGUUCAUCAUUGCGGCGCUUCUACAAGCAGUUUAAAGGGGGCGCGACGCGACUCUGGGCCGACGGACGCGUCGCCUGGCGGCACCGCAAACUCGACGAGCGGGACCGGUGUCGGUUGUUGGACUGGAGGACCGCGCGCAUCGCGAGGCGGGCGCCGUGGGAGGUGCUGCACGUGCUCUGGCUCGUGUUCAAUCCCAUGCCCCCGCCGCUCGGAUUCUUCUGCAUCGCGGCGGCCUACCGCUGGCCGCGCAUGUUGCUGAGUCCCCAGUUCCACGAGCCCGAGCAGAAGGCGCGAUUUGCGAGGGACGACGACCGGCAAAGGGCCGAAGCACGCGCCAUGUUGCGAGGCGGCCAGUUGGCAUCAGCACUAGUGGCGGCGUCAUUAUGUGUGAACGACGAAGCCGCGUUGCGGGCGCAGUUCCGCGGGCCGCUCGCGUGGAGCCGCUUCGACGCGCGCGACCGCGCCGCGUUACUCAUGCUCGCGGACCCGGCGCCGCGCUGUUGCCCCUGCUCUGUUUUGAGUUCUCGGAGGCUCGCCGCGAGGGCGGCGGAGCUGCGGGAGGACGACCAGUUGCUGCGGCCCGCGUUGUUAUCUUUAAAAUCCGCGGAGCUCCACGCGUGCGCCGCCGAGCGGGCCCUGGUGGUGGACGCGGCGGGCGACGCGGCGCUGCGCAUGGCGCUGGAGCGGUGGCUCGACAUGAGGGCGCGGGUGGGAGCGGCGCCGGACCACGCGCCGUUCGUGCUGGCGCUGCUCGCGGACGCGGGGGGUGGGCUGGGGCUGGCGUAAAGUAGUUAUCUGUGGAAAUGCUAGUGUCUUACAUGCCGCUAGCGCGCACCUGGGAAAAAACGGGCCCGUAGCCGCAGAUUGAUCGUGAGACGUCACUACACGUGGUCCUCGAAUUAGCCUUAGUCACUCCGUAGCACACUGGACCCUGUCGAAUCGGUGGUCCUGCUCUAAACACUCUCAACUCAGGAUGGCACAUUUUACGGCAGGCGUCGCUCUAGCGGUCGUGAUCCUGACCGCAGCAGACCCCACGCUACGCCCGUCGACGCCACCGACGCGACCGCCUACGGCGCCGUCGCCGCGCCCGACGUCGAGCACGCCGCAGCCGACGGACCUCAUACGGAUCAUCGAGCAGGACGUGCAGAGCGCGCCGUAUGGGCUACCGUCGAAUACCUGCGCCGCCUUUCAGGUGUCUUUCGAGGGCGGCAGCGACAAGAAAUUCAGGGUUGAGAUCACCGACUCCGAACGCGGCCUGAAUUACGUCGCCGCGGGACUAGCCUACUACAACAAAAACGAGGUCUACGGCGAUCCCUUCACGCUUGCAAAAUGCGAUAGUGAUUUCGACUACGACGCCCAGAGCCCCCAGCCGCAGUGCUGGGGGCCCGAUUCCAGCGCCGUCGACGUGAGCGGGUACAAGGACCGGGCCGACUGCUCCGGCGACGUGGAUGCGUUUGUGAAGGACCUGGGCGACGACGUCGUGACCACCUUUGCGUUUCGUGCCUCAACGAAUGCAAAAUGUAGGACGUCGUCCGGCGACUACUACCUUUACGUCUACGCGCAGCGACGGACGUCCGUGAGCUUCCUCGUCACGUCGGCGAAAUCGUCGUGCGGCGGCAACAACAAAAAAGCGGAAAAAGUAUCCUUAACCCUCCUCGCGAUCUUGCUCCCGAUCGCGUUCUGCAUCGCGAUCAUCGUCUGCGUGGCCUACUGCGGCUGGGCGACGUGGGAGAAUUGUAAGCCGUCGAACCACCGGCCCACGGAGUAUCCGGAGCAUCCCCCGGAGGGCUACGGCCAGGAACCGGUGUUCGAUACUCCGGCAACCGGUCAGCUCGACCAGCCCGUCAGCGCCGGUUAUGGGCAUGGGGGCAACUGGGCCUCCGCGACGCCGGUCGCCUCGGCGCCGCCCGUCGAGCAGAGUACAGGGUGGACGCCGGCGCAGCAUGUCUAUAAAUAAAGUUAGUCC
This is a messenger RNA of Pelagomonas calceolata, 2164 nucleotides long. The record is from the annotation of a GenBank genome assembly. Lineage: Eukaryota; Pelagophyceae; Pelagomonadales; Pelagomonadaceae.